Messenger RNA from Xenia sp. Carnegie-2017, 16621 nucleotides. RefSeq lists its product as uncharacterized. Gene Ontology annotation, cellular component: membrane. The transcript has 91 exons. NCBI's taxonomy places the organism in Eukaryota, Metazoa, Cnidaria, Anthozoa, Malacalcyonacea, Xeniidae. Gene Ontology annotation, molecular function: protein binding; calcium ion binding. The coding region runs from base 369 to 16115 and encodes 5248 amino acids. The record is from RefSeq and is a predicted model, not a curated record. Gene Ontology annotation, biological process: cell communication.
UUUUCCUUACGAAUAAAGCUAAUCUUUUCCUUUUUUUCAUUUGGUAUUAAAAUAAAAUGUAUUUCGUUACGAUACUGUAAUCAAGAUACUUAUGAAGUCCAAGAAGCGGGACUUAUCGAGCAGACAAGCGACGACACUUCGCAAUGGCGCCGAAUUUAAAGGAAUAUCCGUGUACAAAAUAUCUAAGUUAAAAAAGACACUGCACUGCGUCCAAACUUGAUAAAACUGGGGCUUAAAUCUAAUUUUGUCAUCAUUGAUCAUGACAAUGUACAAGAUUGGUCUAAUACUUUCAACAUUAGGCUAUAAAAAGCACACAAGACGGCAAAAUAUUGCUGAAAGCCGGUUUUAGGAGGAAGAUGUGAGCUGAAAUGAAGUUGGCUUUGGGUCUUCUCUUGUUGGUUGUUGUGACAAGAUCGCAACUUCCCAAUAUUUGCGUUGAUGUCAUUUGUCACAGAUAUGCAACAUGUAAUGACGGUGUAUGUGUGUGUAACAAUGGUUAUUCCGGCAAUGGAACUACAUGUUUAGGAAGCAAAAUUUGUGGUAGCUCUCAAGAUGACUGUUCUCGAGAUGCAACAUGUACAGAUACAGGACCGGGGAAAUAUCAAUGUACCUGUAACGAAGGUUUCAGUGGCGAUGGAAAGUCUUGCUCUGUCGUAUCAGGGGAGUCAAAGGCUGUUUGCGAAAAAGUGGAUAUAAUCUUUGUACUUGAUAAAUCGGGUAGUAUAUACCCAAAUGACUUUCAGUUGAUGCGAGAGUUUGUUAUUUCAAUGGGAGAAAGACUGAAGGUUGGUGAGCGCAAUAGUGCAGGGGAAAUAAUUGGUCAAGCGGCCAUCGUCACAUUCAGUGAACGUGGAAAAGUGGAGCUAACAUUAAAGAGCAGUCAGAGACGAGGGAGGUUUAGGAGUGUUGUAACCAAUAUGCCUGGACCACGAAGAGGAGGGCGAACUAAAACCCAUCGUGGAUUGGCUGUUGCUGACAUUAAGGUAGUUAAGAAGUUUGCUGGGUAUCGGGAAGAUGAUCCAAAUGUUGUGAAAAUUUUUAUGGUUAUUACGGAUGGUAAACAAACAAAAGAGUCUCGUCGUAGAGGAUACAAAUACGUCAGAGAAGCAAUGCAGCCAUUCUUCAAACGUGAGAAUUUGAAUGUGUUUGCUGUGGGUAUUGGUUUAGAGGAAAACUCGCCGGCUUAUAGUGAAGUUAAAGAUAUGGUUCAAAAGGACGAAAACGCUUUCCUUAUGAAAACGUUUGAGGACUUAAAUGACAUAAUGAUGGAAUUGUUGAACACGUCCUGCAAUGUACCACCUAAGAUAUGUGGUGCAUCUGACGAUUGUUCUCCUCAAGCAACAUGCGCAGAUGUUGAAUCUGGCAAAUAUGAAUGUACUUGCAACGAUGGUUAUGUGGGAAAUGGAAAGUUUUGCACGAUUCCCCCCAUAUGUGGUACUGCUGAAGACGACUGUCAUCCUUCUCUUGCCAACUGCACAGACACAUCUCCAGGGGCAUAUAAAUGCAAAUGUGUGACUGGUUAUAUUGGAGAUGGUAAACAGUGCGCACGUGACAAGAUUUGUGGAACUCCGAGAGACGAUUGUCAUCAGUUUGCUACGUGCACGGAUACUGGUUCUGGCAAAUAUAAUUGUAACUGUAUCCUUGGAUAUUCUGGAAAUGGUAAAGAGUGCAUAGCAAUCGCUAUUGCGUUCAGAAAAGAAACGUACGAUGUCAUUGAAGGAGACAAAAAAGCUAUUGUCGAAGUAAUUGUGGAAACUGGUGAAAUCACAACUCCUUUAACUGUUACUUUGAAUACAUUGUAUGGUUGGGCUGGUGUAUCAGAUUUCCCUGCAGUUACAAAGAAUAUCACCUUUCAACCUGGUCAAACAGGCCCAAUAGCCGUACAAAUUGAUAUAAACGAUGACGUCCAAGUGGAGUCGACAGAAGCAUUUCAAGUUGUAUUAAGCAAUCCGUCAUAUAAAGUAGAAGUUGGUAAACCAGCUGCAGUUAACAUAAUGGAUGAUGACGAAGCCGUUGUUGCAUUUUCUCAAACUGUUUACGAUAUCAGAGAAAAUGAGACGGCAAUUAUGGAGCUCAGUUUUACACCUGGAUCAUCUGCCAGUUUUCCUGUUACGUUGAGUUUGACGACAAGUGCAGGUUCUGCUUCUGACCGAGAUUUCUUCGGAAAGACCUUUGACGUGACGUUCAAUGCAGGCGAAACUGGCCCGAAAAGAGUAGAAAUUGAUAUUGUUGAUGACUCUCUCGUAGAGUCAACGGAAUCCUUUAAUGUAUCGAUAGUUUCAUCAUCUUCACCUGCAGUAAGACCUGGAUCUUCUUCCAAAGUUAAUAUUCUCGAUAAUGACGAAGCUCGGAUUGGUUUUACUAAGGAGUUAUUUGAAGUAAAUGAAAAGUCAGGAGUUGCAAAUAUUGGGCUCAUCUUUCAAUCUGGUGAAGUAAAUGUUCCAGUUACUGUGAGGUUUGUAACCAAGACUGGUACUGCUGGAAGCUCAGACUUUGUCUCUAAAGCCGUCGACGUAUUGUUUGAACCAGGCGUGAAACAAAAGACGGUGAAGGUGGAUCUUAUCAACGACAAACUUUUGGAACCCAGUGAAAUCUUUGAAGUGUCACUUGAAUCAUCAUCUGUUGAUGCUGUAAAGCUUGGAAAGCCAUCUUCUGUUAGAAUCAUUGACGAUGAUGUUGCUUCUAUUGGCUUUACCAGCAAAUCUUACGAUGUUCCGGAGGAUAGAAAAGCUAUUUUGGAACUUGAUUUUCUUGCAGGAGAAGCGACGGAGCCUGUAACUGUCAGACUUGCUGCCCUGUCUGGAACGGCGGGAAAGAAUGAUUUUAUUAGCAAAGAGAUCGACGUAACAUUUGAACCUGGACAACAAGGACCCAAAAUCAUUGAAUUUGACUUGAUUGAUGACAAAAUCGUCGAGAGCACGGAAUCCUUUCAAGUAGCACUUCUGUCUUCAUCAAAUAAGAAUAUCACGCUUCAAGAUCCCGCUGUUGUAAACAUUUUGGAUAACGAUGAGGCUUCAGUCAGGUUUGAAAGUGAUACUUAUGACGUAAAGGAAAAUGAAACAGCUUUUGUUGAUCUUAAACUUGAUGGAGAAAUAGCCUAUCCAAUCACAGUUCAAUUGACCACAAGACCAGGAACGGCUGAUGAAGAAGAUUUUGUGUUAAAAACUGUCAAUGUUACAUUUGAACCUGGGCAGUCUGGACCAAAACGUGUAAACUUUGACAUAAUAGACGAUAAAAUCGUGGAGGAUACUGAGUCAUUUAGUGUUGUUCUAGCAUCUUCUGUUUCUGCAGUGAUCGCUAAUACAUCGGCAACUGUGAACAUUCAAGAUAAUGACGAAGUCCUCAUUGGAUUUACGAGUAAUGUUUACCGAACGCCGGAGUCUCAGAAUGCGUUUAUCGACGUUGAAUUUAUCUCUGGUCGUUCCGAUGUUCCUGUUACUGUCAGUGUUGAAACAAUCCCAGAGUCAGCAGACAACAAUGACUUUAUUCCAAGACAAAUUGAUGUUGUGUUUGGACCAGGAGAGACUGGACCCAAGCGAGUUGAAGUUAACAUUACCGAUGACCCAUAUGUUGAGUCUAAUGAACGGUUUGAGGCUCAAAUAACAACGAAGGAAGCUGGCAUAAAGAUUGGGGAACCGGCAUAUGUCAUUAUUGAAGAUAACGACGAAGCCGUUGUUGCAUUUUCUCAAAGUGUUUACGAUAUCAGAGAAAAUGAGACGGCAGUUAUGGAGCUCAGUUUUACACCUGGAUCAUCUGCCAGUUUUCCUGUUACAUUGAGUUUGACGACAAGAGCAGGUUCUGCUUCUGACCGAGAUUUCUUCGGAAAGACCUUCGACGUGACGUUCAAUGCAGGCGAAACUGGCCCGAAAAGAGUAGAAAUUGAUAUUGUUGAUGACUCUCUCGUAGAGUCAACGGAAUCCUUUAACGUAUCGAUAGUUUCAUCAUCUUCACCUGCAGUAAGACCUGGAUCUUCUUCCAAAGUUAAUAUUCUCGAUAAUGACGAAGCUCGGAUUGGUUUUACUAAGGAAUUAUUUGAAGUAAAUGAAAAGUCAGGAGUUGCAAAUAUUGGACUCAUCUUUCAAUCUGGUGAAGUAAAUGUUCCAGUUACUGUGAGGUUUGUAACCAAGACUGGUACUGCUGGAAGCUCAGACUUUGUCUCUAAAGCCGUCGACGUAUUGUUUGAACCAGGCGUGAAACAAAAGACGGUGAAGGUGGAUCUUAUCAACGAUAAACUUUUGGAACCCAGUGAAAUCUUUGAAGUGUCACUUGAAUCAUCAUCUGUUGAUGCUGUAAAGCUUGGAAAGCCAUCUUCUGUUAGAAUCAUUGACGAUGAUGUUGCUUCUAUUGGCUUUACCAGCAAAUCUUACGAUGUUCCGGAGGAUAGAAAAGCUAUUUUGGAACUUGAUUUUCUUGAAGGAGAAGCGACGGAGCCUGUAACUGUCAGACUUGCUGCCCUGUCUGGAACGGCGGGAAAGAAUGAUUUUAUUAGCAAAGAGAUCGACGUAACAUUUGAACCUCGACAACAAGGACCCAAAAUCAUUGAAUUUGAUUUGAUUGAUGACAAAAUCGUCGAGAACACGGAAUCCUUUCAAGUAGCACUUCUGUCUUCAUCAAAUAAGAAUAUCACGCUUCAAGAUCCCGCUGUUGUAAACAUUUUGGAUAACGAUGAGGCUUCAGUCAGGUUCGAAAGUGAUACUUAUGACGUAAAGGAAAAUGAAACAGCUUUUGUUGAUCUUAAACUUGAUGGAGAAAUAGCCUAUCCAAUCACAGUUCAAUUGAUCACAAGACCAGGAACGGCUGAUGAAGAAGAUUUUGUGUUAAAAACUGUCAAUGUUACAUUUGAACCUGGGCAGUCUGGACCAAAACGUGUAAACUUUGACAUAAUAGACGAUAAAGUUGUGGAGGAUACUGAGUCAUUUAGUGUUGUUCUAGCAUCUUCUGUUUCUGCAGUGAUCGCUAAUACAUCGGCAACUGUGAACAUUCAAGAUAAUGACGAAGUCCUCAUUGGAUUUACGAGUAAUGUUUACCGAACGCCGGAGUCUCAGAAUGCGUUUAUCGACGUUGAAUUUAUCUCUGGUCGUUCCGAUGUUCCUGUUACUGUCAGUGUUGAAACAAUCCCAGAGUCAGCAGACAACAAUGACUUUAUUCCAAGACAAAUUGAUGUUGUGUUUGGACCAGGAGAGACUGGACCCAAGCGAGUUGAAGUUAACAUUACCGAUGACCCAUAUGUUGAGUCUAAUGAACGGUUUGAGGCUCAAAUAACAACGAAGGAAGCUGGCAUAAAGAUUGGGGAACCGGCAUAUGUCAUUAUUGAAGAUAACGACGAGGUGGAGGUUAACUUUGUUCAACGUUCCUACGACGUACAAGAAAACGAAGACGCUGUAGUUGAGAUUGAAUUGUCUUCUAAGGACAUAAGAAUUCCUGUUACUGUGAGAUUAACUACAGAACCAUUGACUGCUUCCAGUGGCAAGGAUUAUUUGCCAAGAACGGUUGACGUAACAUUUGAACCAGGAGAGUCUGGUCCUAAGUCAAUAACCAUUCCGAUAAUUAACGAUGGUCUUGUUGAACCAAUCGAAGAAUUUAAGGUUGUUAUGGUUUCAUCAUCAGAGCCUGCAGUCAAGCUUGGAUCACCGACAUCUGUCAAUAUAUAUCUUCAGGAUGACGAUGAUGCUGUUGUUGGAUUUACAAGACGUUCCCAGGACGUACUUGAGAGUGAAAAUGUAACAGUCGAGAUCGGAUUGGCGUCCGGAAACAUUUCACAUCCAGUGACUAUUAGUCUAGAAACAGUCCCUGUAACCGCGUCAGGAGAUGUAGAUUUUGUCACAAAGACAGUCAAUGUCACAAUCAAACCAGGAGAUGUUGCAACACAAAAAAUAAAUUUCAAUAUUAUUAAUGAUUUGUUGGUGGAGGGAACUGAGCGUUUUAAUGUUUCGAUCAAAUCUUCCUCGAUACCAGCUGUAUCAUGGACAAAUCCCGUCACUAUAAAUAUCUUGGAUGAUGACGAGGUUGUGGUUCAAUUCAAGAGAGCUUCAUACAGUGUUCGUGAAAACGAGCAACCUGCUGUCGAAAUCGAAUUAUCAAGAGGAGGUGUCACCGAGCCAACAACAAUUCAGUUAUCGACAAGCCCUGGGUCUGCUAAGAAGGCUGAUUUUGUAGCAAAGACUGUGAAUGUAACGUUCUUGCCUGGUGAGAAGGGACCAAAAACUGUCCCAUUUGAUAUCAUCGAUGAUUCUUUGGUGGAGUCAAAAGAAUUUUAUUACGUGAACUUUGUGUCGUCUUCUUCGCCUGCAGUUAAAUUUUCUCAACCUACAGUGAUAAACAUUGAAGAUAACGACGAGGCUGCUAUUGGGUUUUCCAAAUCUGUCUAUGAGAUACCUGAAGAUAGGAAGGCUGUUGUUAAUGUGAAGGUGACAAAUGGAAGCUUUGAUAUUCCUGUCACAGUUCGCUUGUCCGCCUCUCCCAUGUCAGCUGAAGCUGGGAAGGAUUUCACUCCACGGGAAUUAAAUGUGACAUUUGCUCCCGGUGAAAAUGGGCCAAAAUUUGUUGAAUUCGAUAUCAAUGACGACGACCUUCUCGAAAACCCAGAAGAAUUCUCGGUGUCUUUCAUCUCGUCAUCUGUUCCUUCUGUGAAACUCGGCCAGCCUUCUACAGUCAAAAUUUUGGAUAAUGAUGAAGUUCUGGUUGAAUUUUCAAAACCUUUGUACACUACAAACGAAAAUGAAAAGGCAAGAGUGGCUGUACAAUUAUCAUCAGGGAAAUCUGAUAUUCCCGUUAAAGUAAACCUACAGACAAGUCCAAAUACUGCAGGUCUUUCAGAUUACUCUAAAACAUCAGUGCCAGUUACAUUCUUACCUGGUGAAAGUGGUCCCAAAUACGUUGAAAUUAAUAUCACAGACGAUGAGUUGUUAGAAGACAAAGAAAAGUUCACUGUAUUUUUGACAUCAAAUGUUCCAAGAGUUUCUGUGGGAAGACCAGCAUCUGUUGAGAUCAUAGACAAUGAAGUGGCAGCGAUUUGUGGCACUCCACAAGAUGACUGUCACAGGUAUGCCACGUGUGCAGAUACCGGACCUGGUGAAUAUUCCUGUACUUGUAACGAUGGCUAUACUGGAGAUGGAAAGACUUGUUUGGCCAUUAAUAAUUGCGAAACUGAUCUCAAUGAUUGUGGUGAAAAUGCGUCAUGUAUUAACAUGGGUCCCGGCGUGCACAUGUGCUAUUGUGAUGCAGGUUAUACUGGCAGUGGACGAAGUUGCCAAGCUCUUUCACCUGCCAAAGCAAAAUGUGCGAAAACAGAUCUGAUACUUGUACUUGAUCGUUCUGGAAGCAUUCGCCCCCAGGAUUAUGAACUCAUGAGGGAUUUUGUUGUUGAGAUUGGCCAAAAAUUAAAGAUCGGGGAAAGAGAUGAUGAAGGCAAGGUGAUUGGUCAAGGUGCUAUUGUCACAUUUAGCGAAGAGGGUACAUUGCGAAUAACUCUUAAAGAAAGUCAAGAACCUGGAAAAUUUGUUGAAGUUGCUAAAGAAAUGCCCGGACCAUAUUCUGGCGGUCGUACCAAGACACACAAAGCUCUUAAGGUGGCUAAUGAGAAACUGGUUACUGAAGCAGCUGGUUUACGUGUAAAUGAUCCAAGUGUCCUGAAGGUAUUCAUGGUGAUAACUGAUGGAAAACAGACUAAAGAAUCAAGGCGAAGAGGUUUCUUGCCUGUAAAGGAAGCAAUGAUACCAUUCCAUAACCGUAAAUAUUUGAAUGUGUUCGCGGUUGGCGUUGGUCUGCGUGACGAUAAGGCGAAACAAGAAGUUAGAGACAUGGUUAGAUCACCAGCUAAUGCUCUCCUUACCGAAAGUUAUGAACAGUUAACUGAAAGUGUCGACGACUUUUUAAUCCGCUUCUGUCCAGUUCCUUCAACAUGUGGCUCAAAGAGAGAUGAUUGUCAUCCUGAACACGCAGUCUGUAAAGACACCACUCCCCCUAAUUAUGAGUGUACUUGUAAAGAUGGAUACAUUGGCAACGGAAAGAAGUGCGUUGCUCAAUUCAAAUGUGCUACCUUGGCUGACGAUUGUCAUCCAUAUCUGGCGUCUUGUACGGACAAUGGAAAUGGGACUUACAGUUGUAAAUGCAAGCCAAAUUAUUCUGGUGAUGGAAAGACUUGUCGAGCGUUAGACAUAUGUGGAACUGACAGAGAUGAUUGCCAUGAGCAUGCAACGUGUAGUGACACUGGCCCAGACAGCUACAAGUGCCUCUGUAAAGAAGGUUACCAAGGAGAUGGAAAGGAAUGCACACAAGUAAAGAUUUGUGGCACACCAAGAGAUGAUUGCAGUCCUUAUGCAACAUGUCAAGAUACAGGACCUGGAACAUAUACAUGUACAUGUGAUGAAGGUUACACUGGAGAUGGAAAAACUUGUACAGAAUUAAACAUUUGUGGUACACCAAGAGAUGAUUGCAGUCCUUAUGCAACAUGUCAAGAUACAGGACCGGCAACAUAUACAUGUACUUGUAAUGAAGGUUAUACAGGAGAUGGAAAAACUUGUACAGAAAUAAAGACUUGUGGCACACCAAGAGAUGAUUGCAGUACUUAUGCAACUUGUCAAGAUACAGGACCGGCAACAUAUACAUGUACUUGUAAUGAAGGUUACACUGGAGAUGGAAAAACUUGUACAGAAAUAAAGACAUGUGGCACACCAAGAGAUGAUUGCAGUUCUUUUGCAACUUGUCAAGAUACAGGACCUGGAACGUUUACAUGUACUUGUAAUGAAGGUUACACUGGAGAUGGAAAAAUUUGUACAGAAAUAAAGACUUGUGGCACACCAAGAGAUGAUUGCAGUCCUUAUGCAACAUGUCAAGAUACAGGACCUGGAACAUUUACAUGUACUUGUAAUGAAGGUUACACUGGAGACGGAAAAAAUUGUACAGAAAUAAAGACUUGUGGCACACCAAGAGAUGAUUGCAGUCCUUAUGCAACAUGUCAAGAUACAGGACCGGCAACAUAUACAUGUACUUGUAACGAAGGUUAUACUGGAGAUGGAAAAAUUUGUACAGAAAUAAAGACUUGUAGCACACCAAGAGAUGAUUGCAGUCCUUAUGCAACUUGUCAAGAUACAGGACCGGCAACAUAUACAUGUACUUGUAAUGAUGGUUAUACUGGAGAUGGAAAAAUUUGUACAGAAAUAAAGACUUGUGGCACACCAAGAGAUGAUUGCAGUCCUUAUGCAACAUGUCAAGAUACAGGACCUGGAACAUUUACAUGUACUUGUAAUGAAGGUUACACUGGAGACGGAAAAAAUUGUACAGAAAUAAAGACUUGUAGCACACCAAGAGAUGAUUGCAGUCCUUAUGCAACAUGUCAAGAUACAGGACCGGCAACAUAUACAUGUACUUGUAACGAAGGUUAUACUGGAGAUGGAAAAAUUUGUACAGAAAUAAAGACUUGUGGAACACCAAGAGAUGAUUGCAGUCCUUAUGCAACAUGUCAAGAUACAGGACCGGCAACAUAUACAUGUACUUGUAAUGAAGGUUAUACUGGAGAUGGAAAAAUUUGUACAGAAAUAAAGACUUGUGGCACACCAAGAGAUGAUUGCAGUCCUUAUGCAACAUGUCAAAAUACAGGACCUGGAACGUUUACAUGUACUUGUAAUGAAGGUUACACUGGAGAUGGCAAAGUCUGUGAAGGUGUCACAGUAACAUUUAGACGAAAUGGAUAUACUGUAGUUGAAGGAAAACCUGCCUUACCAGAAAUUAUUAUAAGUGCUGACCGUAUUGUUAAACCCAUCACAAUCACACUUAGGACAACUUCCAGAAGUGCAGACCAUUCAGAUUAUACACCUCGGAGAGUGGACAUUGUUUUCAAUCCUGGCGACGAAGGUCCUAAAGUGAUACCUAUCAAUACAACUGAUGAUAUUCUUGUUGAACCAAAUGAAAAGUUUCUUUUGUAUUUAAAUUCUUCUUCUCCCGGAGUAACAGUUGGUGAUCCUGUAAAUGUUACUAUUAAGGACAACGAUAAAUCAGCUGCGUGCAAGCCAAAAACAGAUCUCAUUUUCGUACUGGAUCGAUCAGCAAGUAUAAGAAGUGAAGAUUUCGACAGAAUGCGUGAAUUUGUUAAAACCAUUUCAAAAGAUCUCCGAGUUGGUGAAACAAAUGAUGAAGGAGAAAUAAUUGGACAGGCUGCCAUUGUUACAUUUAGUGAAGUGGGUGAAAAAAGGAUCACCUUAGCAGAAAGUCAAGACAAAGAUAAAUUUUAUAGUAUAGUUGACAGCAUGCCCGGACCAUUGCGAGGUGGUAGAACAAAAACUCAUCAUGGAUUAGCUCUUGCUGACAAAGAAGUCGCAAUUAAAAACGCAGGUUAUCGAGAAGAUGAUGAUGAUGUAAAGAAAAUGAUAAUGGUUAUUACGGAUGGUGAACAAACAGUUGAAUCACCACGCAGAGGAUAUGUUCACGUUGGUGAUGCUAUGAAGCCCUUCUUUAACAGAAAAAUGGAUGUAUUUGCAAUUGGUGUUGCUUUAGAGACGGAAGCAGCUGAACAAGAAGUAAGGGACAUGGUUCAACGUCCAGAAAAUGCUAUCAUCACAUCAAACUUCAAUGAAUUACUUUCACGAGUUGGAAGCAUAAUUGCCAAAUUUUGUCCUUCAAAAGAGAUUUGUGGUACACCAAGAGAUGAUUGCAGUCUUUAUGCAACAUGUCAAGAUACAGGACCUGACACUUAUACAUGUAAAUGUAAUGAAGGUUACACUGGAGACGGAAAAAAUUGUACAGAAAUAAAGACUUGUGGCACACCAAGAGAUGAUUGCAGUCCUUAUGCAACAUGUCAAGAUACAGGACCGGCAACAUAUACAUGUACAUGUAAUGAAGGUUAUACUGGAGAUGGAAAAACUUGUACAGAAAUAAAGACUUGUGGAACACCAAGAGAUGAUUGCAGUCCUUAUGCAACAUGUCAAGAUACAGGACCGGCAACAUAUACUUGUACAUGUAAUGAAGGUUAUACUGGAGAUGGAAAAACUUGUACAGAAAUAAAGACUUGUGGCACACCAAGAGAUGAUUGCAGUCCUUAUGCAACAUGUCAAAAUACAGGACCUGGAACAUAUACAUGUACAUGUAAUGAAGGUUAUACUGGAGAUGGAAAAACUUGUACAGAAAUAAUGACUUGUGGCACACCAAGAGAUGAUUGCAGUCCUUAUGCAACAUGUCAAGAUACAGGACCGGCAACAUAUACAUGUACUUGUAAUGAAGGUUAUACUGGAGAUGGAAAAACUUGUACAGAAAUAAAGACUUGUAGCACACCAAGAGAUGAUUGCAGUCCUUAUGCAACAUGUCAAGAUACAGGACCGGCAACAUAUACAUGUACUUGUAAUGAAGGUUAUACUGGAGAUGGAAAAACUUGUACAGAAAUAAAGACUUGUGGCACACCAAGAGAUGAUUGCAGUCCUUAUGCAACAUGUCAAGAUACAGGACCGGCAACACAUACAUGUACUUGUAAUGAAGGUUACACUGGAGAUGGAAAAAUUUGUACAGAAAUCAAGACUUGUGGUACACCAAGAGAUGAUUGCAGUCCUUAUGCAACUUGUCAGGAUACAGGACCUGGAACAUAUACAUGUACUUGUAAUGAAGGUUACACUGGAGAUGGAAAAACUUGUACAGAAAUAAAGGCUUGUGGUACACCAAGAGAUGAUUGCAGUCCUUUUGCUACUUGUCAAAAUACCGGCCCUGGAACAUUUACAUGUACUUGUAAUAAUGGUUAUAGUGGAGAUGGGAAAUUUUGCCAAGGUGUUUCAGUUACAUUUAAACAAACUGGAUAUGUGGUAGAAGAGGGAAAAUCGGCUUAUCCCGAGGUUUCUAUUAGUUCAAGCAACAUUACUGAGCCUAUUACGAUUACAGUGACGUCAAUUCCCAACAGUGCUCACCAUACAGAUUAUUUACCUCUGACCGUGGACAUUGUUUUUAAACCUGGGGAUAAUACAACAAAAAGAAUAUUUAUUGACACAAUUGAAGAUGAUCUUGUUGAACCAGAUGAAGUGUUUCGUCUCUCUAUAUCUACUUCUUCUCCCGGAGUAACAGUUGGUGAUCCUGUAAAUGUUACUAUUAAGGACAACGAUAAAUCAGCUGCGUGCAAGCCAAAAACAGAUCUCAUUUUUGUACUGGAUCGAUCAGCAAGUAUAAGAAGUGAAGAUUUCGACAGAAUGCGUGAAUUUGUUAAAACUAUUUCAAAAGAUCUCCGAGUUGGUGAAACAAAUGAUGAAGGAGAAAUAAUUGGACAGGCUGCCAUUGUUACAUUUAGUGAAGUGGGUGAAAAAAGGAUCACCUUAGCAGAAAGUCAAGACAAAGAUAAAUUUUAUAGUAUAGUUGACAGCAUGCCCGGACCAUUGCGAGGUGGCAGAACAAAAACUCAUCAUGGAUUAGCUCUUGCUGACAAAGAAGUCGCAAUUAAAAAAGCAGGUUAUCGAGAAGAUGAUGAUGAUGUAAAGAAAAUGAUGAUGGUUAUUACGGAUGGUGAACAAACAGUUGAAUCACCACGCAGAGGAUAUGUUUACGUUGGUGAUGCUAUGAAGCCCUUCUUUAACAGAAAAAUGGAUGUAUUUGCAAUUGGUGUUGCUUUAGAGACGGAAGCAGCUGAACAAGAAGUAAGGGACAUGGUUCAACGUCCAGAAAAUGCUAUCAUCACAUCAAACUUCAAUGAAUUACUUUCACGAGUUGGAAGCAUAAUUGCCAAAUUUUGUCCUACAGAAGGGAUUUGUGGCACACCAAGAGAUGAUUGCAGUCCUUAUGCGACUUGUAAAGACACUGGAUCUGACGCUUUUACAUGUACUUGUAAUGAAGGUUAUACUGGAGAUGGAAAAACUUGUACAGAAAUAAAGACUUGUGGCACAUCAAGAGACGAUUGCAGUCCUUAUGCAACAUGUCAAGAUACAGGACCGGCAACAUAUACAUGUACUUGUAAUGAAGGUUACACUGGAGAUGGAAAAAUUUGUACAGAAAUCAAGACUUGUGGUACACCAAGAGAUGAUUGCAGUCCUUAUGCAACUUGUCAGGAUACAGGACCUGGAACAUAUACAUGUACAUGUAAUGAAGGUUAUACUGGAGAUGGAAAAACUUGUACAGAAAUAAAGACUUGUGGCACAUCAAGAGAUGAUUGCAGUCCUUAUGCAACAUGUCAAGAUACAGGACCUGGAACAUAUACAUGUACAUGUAAUGAAGGUUAUACUGGAGAUGGAAAAACCUGCACAGAAAUAAAGACUUGUGGCACACCAAGAGAUGAUUGCAGUCCUUAUGCAACUUGUCAAGAUACAGGACCUGGAACAUAUACAUGUACAUGUAAUGAAGGUUAUACUGGAGAUGGAAAAACCUGCACAGAAAUAAAGACUUGUGGCACAUCAAGAGAUGACUGCAGUCCUUAUGCAACAUGUCAAGAUACAGGACCUGGAACAUAUACAUGUACAUGUAAUGAAGGUUAUACUGGAGAUGGAAAAACCUGCACAGAAAUAAAGACUUGUGGCACAUCAAGAGAUGAUUGCAGUCCUUAUGCAACAUGUCAAGAUACAGGACCUGGAACAUAUACAUGUAUAUGUAAUGAAGGUUAUACUGGAGAUGGAAAAACCUGCACAGAAAUAAAGACUUGUGGCACACCAAGAGAUGAUUGCAGUCCUUAUGCAACUUGUCAAGAUACAGGACCUGGAACAUAUACAUGUACAUGUAAUGAAGGUUAUACUGGAGAUGGAAAAACCUGCACAGAAAUAAAGACUUGUGGCACAUCAAGAGAUGAUUGCAGUCCUUAUGCAACAUGUCAAGAUACAGGACCUGGAACAUAUACAUGUACAUGUAAUGAAGGUUAUACUGGAGAUGGAAAAACCUGCACAGAAAUAAAGACUUGUGGCACACCAAGAGAUGAUUGCAGUCCUUAUGCAACUUGUCAAGAUACAGGACCUGGAACAUAUACAUGUACAUGUAAUGAAGGUUAUACUGGAGAUGGAAAAACCUGCACAGAAAUAAAGACUUGUGGCACACCAAGAGAUGAUUGCAGUCCUUAUGCAACAUGUCAAGAUACAGGACCUGGAACAUAUACAUGUACUUGUAAUGAAGGUUACACUGGAGAUGGAAAAACUUGUACAGAAAUCAAUAUGUGCAGUGGAAAUAAUCACGACUGCCAUAAGAUGGCCAACUGUCGACCUCUUGCUCCUGGAAAUUAUUCUUGUACUUGCAUUGAUGGUUACGAAGGCGAUGGAAAAAAUUGUAGAGGUAAUGAGAUUUUCGGACCAGUGUUAUACGAGCUUAAACCGAAGAAUCCAUCGACUAUUGGUGCGGCAUGGCGUCUGCCGGAUGAGAUGAUACGAUCUGACGUUAUAGAUUAUUUAGUUUGUUAUAAAGACAUUAAUAAUGGUGGUGGCCAAUGCAAAAACAGCACUCCUCCAUCCCCGAAUUCACCACUUGUCAUGGAUUUAACUGAUCUUGUUGAGGAAACAACCUAUGAAGUUUUUGUAAGAGCAAGAAACGCUUCCGGUUAUGGUCCACCAUCAAAUGCUUUGAAUGUCACAACUCCACCUUCACCCGUUAAACCUUGUGUUACGAAGACGGAUACUAUCUUCGUUGUGGAUAAAUCAUCUGGUUUAAGUAAAGACGAAUUUGAAAAGAUUCGCUCUUUCAUUUCAAGAGCCGCGAAACGUCUUGGGAUUGGAAUGAAGAAUAAAAACAAGCAUCUUCUUGGUCAGGCAGCCAUAGUUGCAUUUAGCAAGAAUGCUGACAAGGUCAUUUCUCUCAAAGAUAGUGGUAUACGUAAUAACUUUGCCAAGGCCGUACGUCAAAUUAGUUUAUCAAAUAACAACGAAACCAACACACACCGUGGUUUGGAAGAAGCUUACCGUAAUGUUGCAGUGUCAAGUGAAGGACUAAGGAGCUUUGAUGAUGGUGUUCAUAAGACUGUGGUUGUUAUCACUCAUGGUCAUCAAACAAACAAUAAAGGUGGUUUUGUUUACGUCGGAGAUGCAGCCAAAGCAUUCUUCAAGCGUGGCAUCGACAUUAUUGCUAUUGGUAUUGGUCUUGAUAACGACGUUGCAAAAAAGCAGUUGAUUGAUAUGGUCCGAACUCCAGAAAAUGCUUUCUUGUUAAAUGAUGCAAGUGGUUUAUCUUUUGUUUUUGACAGAAUCCUUCCUCAAAUUUGCCCUAAAAAUAAGAUAUGUGGUUCGCCAUUUGAUGAUUGUCACCCAAAAGCCAUAUGCUUCGACACCAGUGCCGGAAAACAUAAAUGCAUUUGCCGUGAUGGAUAUGCAGGCAAUGGAAAAGAAUGUUUCAAAAAAAAUUGUAAAUUCGACAUCGGUUUCCUUGUCGACUCGUCCUCGAGCAUGAAAGAUUGCAACUAUGAUGGUCAAAAGAAAUUGAUAAAUAACAUCGCAGAGCAAUUCCAAGUUGCAUCAAACAAGAGUCAUGCCAGUGUAAUAUUGUAUAGCGAAAUGGCUGCGAUGUACAAAAACUUCAAUAGGUUCUAUUCGCUGAAAGACUUUCAAAUGCUUGUGAAAGAGUUACCGAUGAUUAGUGGUCCAACUCAUUUAGACCAGGCCCUUGAUGUCGCUGCCACUAAAAUGUUUUCUACCAAAAAUGGCAUGAGAGAAGAGUCUAUACCAAAAUUACUAUUCGUUCUCACUGAUGGCGUGCAGUCCCCCAUCUCCAUGAAAAAACCUCUGGAAGAUGUUGCGGCAACUUUAAAAUCACGAAAUAUUCAUAUCGUUGUGAUAGGGUCCGGGGAAGCUGAUAAAAUGCAACUAUCACCGCUUGUAAAAUCAAGCUCGGACUUAAUAAUGGUGAAGAAAUUUGAAGACGCAAUUGAGCAUAUGAAAAAAUUUUCAGAACAUAUGUGCUCAGCUGACAGAUGUUCCCAUAUGAAAUUAGUUGUUCCCGUGAAAAUACAAGGUUGUAAAAGCAGUACACCAGUGAAAAUCGGUGUCUGUAUGGGUAAGUGUGCGACAGGACCUAGCUUUUCCUUAACGGAUGAACAAACGUGGAAAUUGGACUGUCAAACGUGUAAACCUCGCACUGUUGUUCAGAAGUCUGUUCUGUUAACCUGUCCUGGGAAUAUAAAACGAUCGUUCAAGAUAAGAGAUGUUACAUCUUGUCACUGCGAGAAAUGCCCAUGGAAAAGGUUGUGAAAAGAAUGCUAAAGUGAUGUAUUUAGAAGAAAUGCGACACACAGACUGAAAUUAAACUCUGUCUUUGCAAGGGAAUAUUUAAUUUAACAUUAGUUUGAAUACGUUGUUGUUAAAAAAGGAAUUUUUACUAUAUCAUUCAUGACAACUAUUGGAAUAUCCUCGAAUAUACUUUAAUAUAAAAAGUAAUAAAACUAGUGAUAAUGAUGAUUUGUAUAACUAAAACAAUUUGUACUAGGCUACCUGUAUACUUAUUGUCUGUUAUGAAAAAAAUCGUGUUUAAAAAAAGCAUAAUGCCUGAUAGUUCGUUUUCACUCAGGCAAAUUAUACAGAUGAUCUAUUUAUGUUCGCAAAGCUAACAUUCAAGAAAAAGUAUAUCGGAUGGAGAAAUUGUGUUCAGAAUAAUGCGGAAACUGACGUCACUUCUGUCGUUCUAUUACAUUGUCCGAUACCGUCAAGCCAAACAUUACAGCAUUAUAAGGAAAAUGAAUGUGAUUUAUAUCAAUGUA